UCGACAUUUUGCUGGUUUUCGUGUCUUUAUCAUCGCUCUUUUAGAAAUAUAAGCGAAAAUACAAGACAAUUACUUUAUUAACAUUUACAUAGUAUUCCUUUACAUACAAUAGAAGAUCAUUAACAUCUGAGAAUAAUAACGGAAGAUUCGAAAAAUGGGCGAUAUAAAAUCCUUUUUCCACCAGUGGUGUGCGAAGAACGGCAAAGAACCGCAAUUUGAUGUUAGACCAACAGGACCGAAGCACAGGCAACGUUUCCUCUGCGAACUACGAAUACCUGGCUUCGACUAUGUCGGCGCAGGAAAUUCGACUAACAAGAAGGAUGCGCAAGGAAAUGCCGCGAGAGAUUAUGUUAACUAUUUAGUACGUACGAAUCGCGUGAAUCCAAAUGAUGUACCAAAAGAUGCUGGGAUACCGACAAUGACACCAGAUGCUAUUAAGAAUGAAGUUUCAACACCAAUAAAAUCAGUGUUUCAAGGAGGCAUGGGACCGAAUGACAUUGGUCAAGCAUAUAGACCGUACAAUGAACGUGGCCAGAGUAAUUAUACAUACAUGGAUAGGCUGGCUGAUCAAAAGAAAGUAGAAGAUGCUGAGGAUGUUGACGUGAACUCUGGGAUACAUGGGAACUGGACGAUAGAAAAUGCCAAGUCCAAGCUACAUCAGUUUAUGCAAACUAACAAAAUUAAUGCAGAUUACAAAUAUACUCCGGUCGGUCCGGAUCAUACGAGGAGUUUUAUGGCAGAAAUGUCACUUUAUAUUAAACAACUUGGACGAACUAUAACUGGCCGUGAAACUGGAUCAAACAAACAAACAGCUUCAAAAAGCUGUGCUUUAUCUAUUGUUCGCCAACUAUAUCAUCUAGGUGUAAUCGAAGCAUUUAGUGGUACAUUAAAAAAGAAUAAGGAUACUGAACAGAUGAGACCUUAUCCUGUCAAAAUUUCACCGGAACUGGAGAAUCAGAUUCAUGACGUUCUAAUGAGUUUAGAUAUAAAACCAAUUGAUAUUAAACAGUCAUCGAUUACAACAGAAGAUAACAAUACAACUGCACUGAAAGAUGACAAAGAUACAUUAACUGCUGGCGUAUCUUUGCUAACGAAUCAAGUUUUGGACGAUUUCAUAUCUUCCGUACCGCAACCUGCCGGUGUCGUAAGCUGGUCACCACCUCAGCCAAAUUGGAAUCCAUGGACUGGCUGUAAUAUAGAUGAGGGACCACUGGCAACAACUUCUCUGGAUCAGUUGUCAGAAGAUUUAAUGAAUGAACAACGAGAAAAGCUGCAACAGGACUCCAGUUUGCAGGCAAGCAUCAAAGAAAGAUCAAGUUUGCCCGUUUUCAACAAAAAAAGCGAGAUCAUGAAUGCAAUUAACGAAAAUCCAAUCAUUAUCAUACGUGGAAAUACGGGAUGUGGUAAGACUACGCAGGUUUGCCAGUUCAUUCUGGAUGAUUAUAUCGCAUCCGGCCAAGGUGCAUAUUGCAGUAUAGUUGUCACUCAACCCAGAAGAAUUUCUGCCGUUUCCGUGGCUGACCGAGUCGCCGCCGAGAGAUGCGAGGCUUUGGGACAAUCGAUUGGAUAUUCCGUGAGAUUUGAGUCGUACUUGCCGAGACCCUAUGCCAGUAUAAUGUUUUGCACUAUUGGUGUACUCUUGAGAAAACUGGAGGGUGGCCUUAGAGGUGUAUCGCAUGUUAUAGUUGAUGAGAUCCAUGAGCGAGAUGUUAAUUCAGAUUUUAUUAUGGUGGUGCUCAGAGAUAUGAUCCACCUCUAUCCUGAUCUCAGAAUUAUUCUCAUGUCUGCUACAAUUGAUACAACAUUGUUCAGCGAGUAUUUCAACAAGUGUCCUGUAGUGGAGAUUCCUGGAAGAGCGUAUCCCGUUCAGCAAUAUUUCUUGGAGGACUGUAUACAGCUGACAAAUUUUUUUCCACCUACAAGUUCCGGGAAACGUAAAUCUAAGGAAUCAGACGAUUUGCCAAUACCGGACGCAGAACCAGAAGAAAAUCUGAAUAAAGUCAUCGGCAAUAAUUAUUCUGUUGAAACAAAGAAUGCUAUGGGACAACUGACAGAGAAAGAGAUAAGCUUUGAGUUAAUAGAGGCGCUUCUUAUGUAUAUUAAAAGACAGGAUAUUCCAGGUGCUGUGCUGAUUUUUCUCCCUGGAUGGAAUUUGAUAUUCGCGUUGAUGAAACACCUUCAGCAACAUUCUCUCUUUGGCGGAUCGUCUUAUCUCAUUAUACCACUACACUCGCAAUUACCGAGAGAAGAUCAGCGUAAAGUUUUUGAUCCUGUCCCGUCAUUUGUAACGAAGAUUAUUUUAUCCACAAAUAUUGCAGAAACUUCAAUCACGAUCAACGAUGUCGUCUACGUUAUAGAUUCUUGCAAGGCCAAAAUGAAGUUAUUCACUUCGCACAAUAAUAUGACUAAUUACGCAACUGUUUGGGCCAGUAAAACGAAUCUCGAACAACGCAAGGGUAGAGCGGGUCGCGUUAGGCCUGGCUUUUGUUUCCAUCUAUGCUCAAAAGCUCGAUUCAAUAAGAUGGAUGAACACAUGACACCAGAAAUGUUCAGGACACCUCUGCAUGAAUUGGCAUUGAGUAUCAAAUUAUUAAGAUUAGGCAAUAUCGGUCAAUUCUUAUCAAAGGCAAUUGAGCCACCUCCCAUUGAUGCCGUGAUUGAAGCGGAAGUUGUAUUAAGAGAAAUGAAAUGCUUGGAUAAAAACGAUGAAUUAACGCCUCUUGGCAAGAUUUUGGCGCGUUUACCUAUAGAACCGCGAUUGGGAAAAAUGAUGAUCCUAGGAUGUAUGUUUCGCGUGGGCGACGCGCUCUCGACGAUGGCCGCAAAUAGUACUACUUUUCCUGAGGUAUACAACAUGGGUCCGGAUGUGAAAAGGCUGACUGCUCAACAAAAAUGGUUUGCCGGUGCUAGAUUCAGUGAUCAUGUCGCAAUGUUUCAUGCUUUUCAAGCAUGGGAAGAAGCAAGAACAGGUGGCGAAUGGGCAGAACAAACAUUCUGUGAUUCAAAGAGUCUGAGUCUACCAACUUUACGAAUUACCUGGGAAGCUAAGAACCAACUACAAGCGCUAUUGCAAAGCGCUGGUUUUCCCGAGGAAACUCUGUGCCCCAUGCCACUAAAUUAUCAAGCAGGUGCGGAUCCACGCCUCGACACCAUCACUGCGCUGUUGUGCAUGGGUCUAUAUCCCAAUGUGUGUUAUCAUAAGGAGAAGCGGAAAGUUCUCACCACAGAAUCGAAAGCUGCGCUGAUUCAUAAAACAUCGGUGAAUUGCAGCAACUUCGAACAAAACUUUCCAUUCCCGUUCUUCGUGUUUGGUGAAAAGAUUCGCACGAGAGCUGUAUCUUGCAAGCAAAUGACUAUGGUGUCGCCUAUACAUCUAUUACUAUUUGGAUCACGAAAAGUAGAAUACGUGGAUGGCGUGAUUAAACUAGACAACUGGAUCAACUUGGAUAUGGAUCCGCAACAUGCAGCAGCUAUCGUUGCUCUGAGACCAGCUUUAGAAAGUCUUGUAGUUAGAGCAUCCAAAGAUCCAGAAACGAUUCUAGAAUUGAGUCCGACUGAAGAAAAGAUAUUGAGCGUGAUUAAAGCAUUAUGCAGCAUGAAUGCUUGUCGUCACGAAUUGGAGCCGAUAAUCGGCGGUGGUUUUCAAUCAGCACGACCUCCCAGGGGACAUGUAACCGGCUUUCGCGGUAACUUUAAUACACCUCCAAAAAUGAUGCGGGGAAGUGGAGGUUACCGCGGUCCAGUUUCGAAUAACGAGUCCUACGGUGGGAAUAGCGGUUUUAAUGAUAAUCGCAGCGGUGGUUACAACAGAGGAGGUUACAACAGGGGAUAUACCAUGGGCAAUCCGCGCGGUCGAGGUGGAAAUUGGAAUAAUAGUGGCAAUCGUGGACGUUAUUUUAAUUAA
Molecule: messenger RNA, 3904 nt
Organism: Atta colombica
Lineage: Eukaryota; Metazoa; Arthropoda; Insecta; Hymenoptera; Formicidae
Gene: mle
Product: dosage compensation regulator
Exons: 9
Coding region: 155-3904 (1249 amino acids)
Biological process (GO): positive regulation of transcription by RNA polymerase II; regulation of mRNA processing
Cellular component (GO): nucleolus; intracellular anatomical structure; ribonucleoprotein complex
Molecular function (GO): ATP binding; double-stranded RNA binding; 3'-5' DNA helicase activity
Source: RefSeq, a predicted model, not a curated record